UCAUCAGGUACAGUCAGCACUACUGCUGAAGCUGCUACAGCAGGAGUACAGGGAAGAUUUAGGCAUGGCAGUGGAGAUUGGAUGGUUUAUGGCAGCAGCUUUGGACAUAGAAGACUGAGCUUAUCCAGCACAGGGAGUGAAGAAAGCUCGUCAGUGGCCACAGACCCCGUGACAAGCCAAGCAAAAACAGGGAGGUUUGGUAGUAGAGGGAGUGGAGAGUGGACAAUUUAUGGAGGUAGUCUUAGACGUAAAAGUAGUGUAGAUGCUGGCACUACCUUACCCAGUGAAGGGAACAAAGAUAGCCCAUCAGUGGCCACAGACUCUGUGACAAGCCCACCAGAAACAGGAAGAUUCGGCAGCAGAGGGAGCGGAGAGCGGGUGGUUUAUGGAGGCAGUCUUGAACAUAAGAGCAGUGUGGAUAACCGUGUUAGCUUACCCAGCACAAGGAGUGAAGAAAGCCACUCAGUGGCUAUGCUCCCUGCAAAAAGUCAACCAGGGGCUGGGCGGUUUGGCAGCAGAGGAAGUGGGGAGUGGAAAUUUUAUGGUGGGAAUACUGGACAUAUGAGCAGUAUAGCUGUCAGCUUACCCAAUGCAGAGAGCAAAGAUAGCCCGUCAGUGGUCACACAUCUAGCCACAAGCCCACCAGUUGCUCAAGGAGGAAGGUUUGGCAGUGGAGGGAGUGGGGAGUGGAGAGUUUAUGGUGGGAGUAGUGGACGUUUGAGUAGUGUUGGUAGCAAAGACAGAGCCAGCACUAAUGAUGGCCUAGUGAUCAGUCCACCAAGUAGCUACACAAGUAGUGGGCCAAGACUUAGUAGUGCCGGGAGUGGCGGCAGGCUCAGCUCAAGUAGUGUUGUUAGGCGCAGUAACAGUGUAGGAAGUGGUGGGAAGUUAAGUAGCUCAGGUAGCGGUGGCAAACUCAGUAGCUCACCUGGCAGCCGGAUUAGCAGCUCUGGAAGACCGACUAGCACUGGUAGUGGUGAAUGGAAACCUGUUUACAGCUCAGCUAGCGGACGGAGGAGCAGUGCAGGGAGCAUAGGACGAACAGUUGGAGGGAGGACAACAAGCAGCCAAAGAGCCCCGAGCCCAGGGGGGAGGAUGAAUCUCAGCGGGGGCAGCGGUGGAUGGCUGAACACCUCAACAGCGGGUGGGAAUCGCAUUAGCAGUGCUGGGAGUGGGUCUAAACUCAGUGGCCCAGGUAGCAGCGACAAAAUCAGUGGCCGAGCUGGAGGAAGGAUCAGCAGCUCCUCUGGGUCAGGAAGAACCAAUAGCAUGGGGGGGAGGGUCAUCAGCAGCAGCGACCGGCCAAUCAGGAGCACCGGCAGCGGAACUGGAGGCAACAAGCAGCGAAUCAGUGUUUGUAAGAUGGCAGCGCUGUCGAUAUCAGCGGCAGGAAGGGAGAGAAGUCAGGAUAGACAAACACAAGCUCAAAGACAACAACAUCAACAAGAGGCUGCAGGUGCCUCUCCUCUCGUCCAGCGUUGGUUGACCACAGGCAUCGGGGUCACAAGCACCGAGCCUGAUAGCGUUGAUGACAUCAUGCAUCUCUGAUUGGCUAACUGACAUCAUGCUUUAA
Seriola aureovittata is the source of this 1573-nucleotide messenger RNA. RefSeq names its product keratin, type I cytoskeletal 9-like. NCBI's taxonomy places the organism in Eukaryota, Metazoa, Chordata, Actinopteri, Carangiformes, Carangidae. The transcript is spliced from 2 exons. Bases 82 to 1548 code for a protein of 488 amino acids. The record is from RefSeq and is a predicted model, not a curated record.